UUUUAUUUCGAAUUGCGCGGGUCAAUGGGUUUGAACGGUCUCAGAUACAACCCAUUUAUUUGCAACCUUCUUGCUGAUCAGGUAACCCGAAUGACGGAACCCGGACCCUCGACUUGCAUUCCUCAUUUCUCAUUCACAAAACUCGAUCAGCCAUGAACAGGAUCCAGCGCGCCUUGCCAACGGCGCUUUGUUUCAGGAGGCUACCCAAUGCCUCAACAGGACUAUCGAUGGCUCAGGCUCUGCCACGGCUCCGACUGUGGUAGCCAGGGAAUCGGGAUCGAAGGCCAGGAAAGCUGCUGCUGGACCUGGGAAUUUCUCAAGGACGCUCGCGGAAAUGUGCGCCAAACAGGAUGUACAAUUUUAUGAGCCGCCAGCAACGCUCCACAGGACCUUCCUCCUGGCCUAUGCCACCGCAGGCCUACAGCUGAUCUUUUGGGGCAACGUCGCUCAAUACGCCUUUACGCACUACACUGACAACCCUAUCUUUUCAGCCACGCAGCCCCCACCCCCACCUCUGCCACUCCCCGGAACAGAAGGCAUCGAGUCCACAGAGGUGCCAUUGGCGCCGUUGAGGAAACGGAUCAUUAUCUCUGCAGGAUUGAUCGGCACAGGACUUGUAAUCGCAUUCGGUAUCUGCGCGAUCCCGUGGAGAUAUGUGACCAAGUUGACGCUGUUGAGGGGAGGAACACAGGUCAGGAUCGAGACUGGACGCAAAUUCCCACGGGGAUACCAUCGCGUUUACCCGAUUCAGGACAUGCAAUGUCGUCAGCAGCUGCUCACUAAUGUCGGACCACAAGGAACGUCACCUGUGAAGGAGGGUAGCAGUUCACACAUUAUGCUGGGAAGCAAAAAGGAACGCAUGGCAUUCUUUGUCGACCGGCGCGGAUGGUUCAAGGACGCGGCCAUGUGGGAUAAAGUGUUCCAUCGCCCGUAUUAGAUGAUGGAAACAGGCAGAUAACGCGUUUUUUUUUUUUCGAUUAAAUAAAAUCAAAGGGAGGGAUGUUCACAAGGAA
Messenger RNA from Gamsiella multidivaricata, 1013 nucleotides. RefSeq lists its product as uncharacterized. The record is from RefSeq and is a predicted model, not a curated record. The transcript is spliced from 4 exons. Gene Ontology annotation, cellular component: mitochondrion. Lineage: Eukaryota; Fungi; Mortierellomycota; Mortierellomycetes; Mortierellales; Mortierellaceae. The coding region runs from base 335 to 937 and encodes 200 amino acids.